GGAGAGAGAGGAGGAGAGAAUGUAUGGUGAAAGGCUAGCGCUUCCUUGCUUGUAUCCAGGGCCUUUGUGAAUAAACCAUGGGAUGUAUCGGCUCCCGAACCCUCACAGCAGAUGGAGUUCCCGUGCAGAAGGAUGGGGAACAGCUUUCAAGCUGAUUCCAUUAUCAGACACGGGGUUUGCUACAUGAAGACAGAAAAUAUGAAAUUCAAAAGGUCUCGUCAUGACAUGGCCGAACAGACUUUUCAUGGGAUGGAAUCAAUUUGUCCAUGGAGGACACAACUUCAAUCCUCCCUCGGCUGAAGAAGCGGAACUCCAACGCCUAUGGAAUCGGCGCUCUGGCUAAGUCCUCUCUGACAGGUGUGUCAGGAGUGUCUCGCUCCAUGAAGGACAAGGUGACAAAGCCAACAGCGAUGGCCCAGGGGCGUGUGGCUCACAUGAUUGAGUGGCAGAGCUGGGGCAUGCAGACGGUGGGCGCAGGGGGUACAGGAACGGGACGCACCUCCAGUCUGCACCUCCAACAAGAGCGCAAGCUGGAGAAUGACGCAUACAGCGACCUCAGUGACGGAGAGAAGGAGGCUCGCUUCGCUGCAGGUGUGCUUCAGCAGUUUGCAAUCUCUGAGGCGACGUUGCUGGCCUGGAGCUCUAUGGAUGGGGAAAGCACAAGCGUCGGAUCUAAUCAAGGGAGUGUAGCCCACCUGAGUGAGGCCAACCAGGAAAGCAUCACCAGCCGAGACCAGAUAAUGCACCAUUCCUCUGCAGAGGUUUGGCCCCACAACUACGUCUCCCAGGGUCUUUACUGCCUUUCUUCCUCUGAUGCUUGGGAGCCAAUUAGUAAUGAACAGUCAGGUGUCGCCUCUCCUGCCACUGGUUCAUAUGUCAUGGCAGUCGGGACUGAGGGUGGAUACGACCCAAAUACAGCUGCUCACUACCUGUCCCAACAGCAACAGCAACAGCAGCAGUAUCAGAACCAGUUACAUCAGUUCCAGCAACUGCAGCAGAUGCAGCAAUACCAGCAGCAACAGCUCCUGCAGUAUCAACAGCAACAGAUGUUGGAGCAAAGACUACACAGUGCCACUCAUUCUUUACAAGCUACUCCCAACAGCACCGUCCACAGCCUGCCUCCUCGUACUCACCCCCCAUUAGUGGAUCUGUGGGGGGCAGCACAGACAGAGACCUAUCAGGCAGACUUGGUGGGCUACAUGGGCAUGCCUGUAGCAGUAGAUGGAAAUCUAACAGUCCCCACAGAGGAGGUGACGACAGAUCACUCACCUUUACUGGAAGCCCAGGAGGAGGAAGAGAUCAAAGAGGAAGACAUAACGUUAUGUAUGGAACCAGAACAAGUGACAUUAAUUCCAUCUCCAGUGACGCAGAGAGAGGAAGUGACCUCAAUGGGAGGAAGCAGUCCAGGUCAAGCCCCUGGAGAAUUUAUCACAGAGCGGAAGGCGUCUGAUGUCUCACCGUCUGUAAUUGAAGAGCUUGAAGAAAAGGAGGAGGAGUCAGAAUCCUCAACUGUAGACAUCAAGGCACCCAAUUAAGUGGCCGGCGAGAGACUUGAGCUGGUUUUGACAGACAUUUCAAUCAGCAUAAUCAAACAAUAACAACUCCUAUUUCAGGAAUCAAACACUAUUGUGAUGGAAUUCAAGUGACUGCUCGAACCCAAAGUGGAAAAGCAGAACUGAAAGUUACUGCACUGCGUACGUGAACACUAUGAUUUUUUUGUUUGUUUGUUUUCUUUUUGUUUUUUGUAAGCCUUAUAUUAUGGAUGUCUGAAAAAGGAAGGCACAGAAUGAAGUUGGGAAGUCCUUGGGACUGAGAAAGGAGAGAAUGAGGAAAACAAGUUUGGAACGGAGCGAUAGAGAUGGAGGUAUAUGUAAUUCAGGAAGAUGAAUAUGAAGAACAUUCGGUUAAAUAUGUGCAUGCUUUUACAAGGAGUGAUGGCACUCGUUAUUCAAAAUAAAGACAAUAAACUAUAGUUAAUAAACCAUAAUGAUGCUAAUAAUACCAUUAUUUUCUAAGAAAACCACAAAAGAACUAAACAUAUAAUUGUAAAAUAGGCAGUAACACAAGCUUUUUCAUGCCCUUCAUGCCCUCAAGAACUUCAGUUCCCACACAGACACUUACCAUUAGCUAUCAAAAACACUCAAGUGUGCUUUGACAACAAAUUCUCUCUUUUCCUCUUCAACUAAAUUUGGCCUAUUUUGAAAGUGUUCGGUUUAUGAUGGUAUUAGGAGGAGCACAAGAUCAGUGUUUCUGUGCUGUGAAAUGUGGAAGUCCAUCAAUUGAAACAAGCCACAGCACAAUCCACACAAUUCUGCUGUUUAUAUUAUAAGGUAUUCAAGCCCUCAUAGACUCAAAUACACAUACAGACAAGUGCAUAGAGUUCAAAAGUUUGGGGUCGGUAAUAUUUUUUUGUUUUUGUUUUUGAAAGAACCCUCUUUUAGUCACCAAGGCUGCAUUUAUUUGAUAAAAAAAAAUACAAUAAAAACAGUAAUAUUGUGGAAUAUUAUAACAAUUUAAAUAACCUUUUUCUAUUUUUAUAUAUUUUAAAAUGUAAUUUAUUCCUGUGAUGGGAAAAGUUGAAUUUUCAGCAUCAGUACUCCAGUCUUCAGUGUCACAUGAUCCUUCAGAAAUCAUUCUAGCUGAUUUGUCUGCUAAACUGUUGAAAAGAGACAAUAUUUUUGUGGAAACGGUAAUAGAUUUUUUUUUUUUUUUUUUCAGGAUUCUUUGAUGAAUAUCAAGUUAAAAACAGCAUUUGUUUGAAAUAGAAAUCUCAUUUACAGUCACUUUUUUCAAUUUAUUUACUUUAAAUUGAACAAAGAACAUGAUAUAUUGUAGUAGCUUAUACAAUAGAAGGAACUAUAGACACAUACAAGAGAAGAAAAGAAAAAGAAAGUCGGCAAAAUGCAUAAAUAUAGUAAUGUGUUACAUAGAUGAAUUUAAGACUAUUUAGUGUAAUAUAAUAGUGAUUAUUAUUAUUUACAUUUUUCUGGUACAUUUAUUACUGGUUAUGUUAUGGAGAGAAAAAAAAUGGAUAUAGAUAUAAAAAAAAAUCUUACUGACCCCAAACUUUUGAACGGUAGUAUAUAUACACAACUAUACUUGUGCUGUACGAAGGCCAAAAUGCAGUAACUACACCAACACUUGAACCGAGAAAAAUGAAAUUGACAGAUUGAUUUGAUUUUCAAUUUUAAUACUGUUUUGCCUUUGUAUGGCGGCAGACUAUCCUAUUGUUCUUAAGCUAAUUAUAAUUAUUAAAUCAUAUCCCAACCCCAUUUUGAUUCAAGUAGUACGAACUGUCACAAGUUGGUUUUUAGGAGAUUUUACUAUAUGUUAUGAAGAUUAAUGUUUUGCCUUCACAAGUGUAAUGAAACAAGCUUUUUCAUCCGCGUACAUACACACAGAUAUAUUUCAUACUGGAUUGUAACAUAGCGUGCUUCCUUCUCUGUGUGUCGUUAGGCAUGCAUGAUGUCUGUCGUUGUACUCUGGAGUCCUAUACAACACUGUAUAGAUAUUUGCACUGGACCUCAGUACUCUGAGCUGAGCCUGAGACUUACUCUGUGAGCUCUGUGAAUUUAACGAUUUGAUUUGCGUUUGAAAAACCUUUUUGCACUUGCAUUGGUUGUUGGGUGAAGGACAGAUGCCUUUUUAGAUUGGAAACUAAUUGUUUUAUGAGAAACAAAGUCACACUUUCCAUUGUAUUUGCAGAAUCCUGAUACCAAAUUUCUCAUUUUCUUUUACUCACAUGGAUUUUUUUUUUCUUUGGUAUAGUCAAACCUUGGCUUUAGGAUGGUUUUGAAUUAUCUAAAGGUGCAAUAUGUAAGUUUUUUGCAGUAAAAUAUCCAAAAACCACUAGGCCAGUGUUAUAUAUUUUGUUCACUUGAGUACUUACAAUAUCCCAAACGUUUCCAACUAUUUGUAAAUCGUGAGAAAAUUGCAAUUUUAACCAAGGCUCCCAGACAUGUGAGGAGUCGCCUGUCAAUUGCGUCAUACCCGCGUUACCCUCGGUUUCCGGUUUUAUUUUGUAGAAACCAUGGAAACACCAAAGACGCUUUAAUAUAUUACAUGUUUUAAUAGACAAGAGAACAACUGUUUGGUUAUGUUUAUAGACAGAAAACUAAUUAUUGUUAUAUAGCUCAACACGUUUAGUCUUAUUGUUUAAAUCUAAUUUUCUUGAUUUUUUUGCGAGUAUCAUGCUUUACCAUACCUCAGAGAAAAACACUUUUUUGUCAAAUAGCUAACAUAGCAUAAUCAGAUGCAGCUUUAUUUUUAGUAACAGUAAUACCGCAUUUUCUCCAUCAUACAAUACGUUUUAAAAUUAAUUGCAUGCCAUUUAUCAACACAAGCCACCCAGCAUUUAAUAUGAUAUUCUAAAAUCGAUCUAUCUUACUGCAGCGUGUCUCAAACAAGUGUCUCACAGCAGCCGCCAAGUGAACGCACAGAGUAACGUUAUAACAACAUUUUCAACACGCUCAAAUGUAUCUAAUAUGAUAAACAGAGCUGCGUUACCUCAUACUCAUGACCGGAAAAGCGGAAGCAGCGCCGGCGACUGUGGCAUAAUAAAAGUUCUGCUGCUUGUGAGGCAUGUGUUGCGCAAUCGCUCCAGCGGCCGCGUUCAGCUCCCACAACACUCGGUCCUGCUCUGCUUCAUACUACAGUAACAUUAAUAAUCACGCCCAUGAAUAUGAUUUCUGCCCAAGUCCUAUCCCGAUUGUUUCCACCGGCUGUGAUGUGAAGACCACAUGUCCCAAGAUUCCGCGCUCAAACUUGCCGUCAUCAAGCUACGCCUUUGUUUUGAAUAGGCCUCUAGCGACCUCUAGCGGACAUAAAUCCUACAUAUUGCACCUUUAAAUGAACGUAAAUCAAAUUAUUUGUUAACCUUAGCUUGUUUUCAUAACAAAUGACACUGAGAUUAGAAAUAUGGAUAGGUAAUGCCUCAUAACCUCAAAAUAAUAAUUAGAAAAACACUACAGUCAAGGUUUUCCAGAACAGUCCUGCUGGCGACUCAUACGCGUAUUUUUUUUUUUUUUUGAUAAGUUCUUGAUGAUUAUUUUCUUUAUAAUAAAGCAUGUCAUAAUUUCUUAUUUAAAAUAUGUAUUCCAUUGCCUACAAUUCUUUUCACUAUAUAUCAAGGGGAGAAUAGAACAGGACCUGGAUCCACAUACUGUAAAUAUCCUUUAUCAAGAUAUCAAGGAAAAUUGUCUCCGCAGAAUGAGAAUGGAAAUGGACGUUGAUCCGAGUUGAAAGUGACUUUAUGAACAACUCAGGCCAUUUGGAAUUUUGAACUGCACAGGCGUCUUCCUGUUUGUCAUGGUCACUGAUUAUUACAGUCACUAUGACGCUACAAACUUUGUGUUGACUGUGUGUUUGUAUGUAAACGGACGUGAAGCAUAUGCAUCCCAAAGUCGGAGCAGUCCGGUUUCAGAAACAGAAGCUCAUUCUGCAUUGUGAUGUCAUGCAUGAUUCACCAAGGAUUAAAAAAAAAAAAAAAAAAAAAAAAGACAACUAAGUCUACUGGUUAUUAUGACCGUUUCUUUGAAGGAUGCGGUACACCUUUGAUGAUUGUGUGUAAUACAAACUUGGUGGCGAGAAUAGCGUUAAUAGCUAUAUGAAGUGUAUUGACUUGAAUGAAUUUAUUUAUUGACUGAUUAUUUAUGCAAUGUUGGGACAAUGUUUAUUUUUCUACAGAAUUGUGUGCGCUCCCUCCUGUAUAUGUUGGGGUACAUAUUAUUUCAUUGCUGGGCUCUAGAGGAAGAUCUGACCGAUUUUUGUGUACAGUAUAAAAAAUUUCUUAAACAUCUCAUUGUAUGUCAUAAGGUUAAUGUUUUUUUGUUAUAUAACAUCACACAGUCAUUACGUGUCGGAGUCCAAGCAUAAAACAGCAGCAUAACUGCUGAAUUUUUAUUCAGUGUCAUAAGUUCUUAUAUUACGUGAAACAUACAGAACUCCAAAAGUUGCUCACAUGAAAUAAUAUGUGCCCAUUUAUUUAUUUAAGAAUUACAUAGGGGAGGGAUUUAACUUUGAAGCCUGUAUGAUAUCUAUUUGUUAUUUUGAGAUAAAUGCACCUUUUGUUGUAAUGGUAUCACUCUGGUUUGGUGAGAAUAUGUCAUACAUAUUUUUUUUGUGACUCAUGAAGCAAAAUGAUAGUCACACCUAAACGUUUCCAUCUCUCACAGUUGUUUGCUAGUAUACGGUUCCAAAUUGAGGACGAUUCUUUUCCACGAACUGGUUAUUUAGGACAGUUCAGUUCAAUGAACCGAUUAAAAAAUUGUUUGUUUACACAAUAUAUCAAAUAUCCAUGUGUAAGUGCAUAUAGCUAAAUUACAUUUUAUUUAAUUUAUUAAGAAUACCAGUACGUUUCCUGCAUUGAGUUUGAGAAUGAUGUGCAAAACAUGGAAGUUUUGCAUGUCUAAAGAAUAAAAUGAAUAAACUAGUCAAUCAACUCAUCUUUUUACAAAGAAACUUAAAGGGUUAGUUCACCCAAAAAUGAAAAUUCUGUCAUUAAUUACUCAACCUCACGUCGUUCCAAACCCGCAACACCGUGUCUACACCAGACGUGAUGUUUUUCGCAUUGCAUCGCACCGCAACAGCUAAAAGCUGUCUACAUUGAACGCGACAGACCGACUGUUACAAAGCACUUGGACUACGUCAAAAAUUGAACGGGGAAUCCGUUUACUAUCAGGAAUUUGUCGCGCUGCACGCAUGCGUCAUUCUGUUCUUGUGAACAGCGUCGGCCAAUACCGAGCCGGCGUUCUGACGUAGAAAGUUAACAGCGUUGGAGAAUGACACAGAAGAGAACAUAUUAUUAAAUAAAGUCAUUAUUUUUGUUUUGUUUUUGUGCAAAAAAAGUAUUCUCGUCGCUUCAUAAAAUUUAGGUUGAACCACUGUAGUCACAUGAACUGUUUUAACGAUGUCUUUACUACCUUUUUGGACCUUAAAAGUGGUGGUUAAAUUGCUGUCUAUGGAUGAGAAAAAUAUCUUAAUUUGUGUUUUGAAGAUGAAUGAAGGUGUUACGGAUGUGGAACGACAUGAGGGUUAGUAAUUAAUGACAGAAGUUUACAAUUCAGAUUUUUUUCCCCUCGAAAUUCUGAGUUUAGCCUAUAUCUAAAUUUUUUUUUUUUAAAUUGUGAAAAAAGUGCAAGAAAACAUCAGAAUUGUGAGAUAAAUGUUGCAAUUAACUUUUUAAUUUUUUUCCAUGAUGGAAACAAGAUUCCGUUGAUUUGGCAUCAUUAUAUAGAAUAUUAAUCAAAAUCCUGAGAUAUAAACUCUCAUGUCAGAAUUGUGAGAUAAGUAUAGUUUUUUUAGCUUCUGUAGUCUUGCCAUCGAUGUAGGCUAGACAGUUUAUACGGAUAACUAAAACUGGCGUUACUUUUGUGUAUCUUUAUCGCAUCACAGACUCGCUCUUUCUCAUUUCAUACAAACACAGCUGGUGCCAUCUUGCAUUUCAGUUAUCGAUUGUAUUGAAAAUAACCUCAGAGGACUUCAGUUUUACUGAUUAGUUGUUGCAGUGUUUGUCUUAUUGCUGCACAGCAAAAUCCCCAGAGUUAAAUCAACUCUGCUCAGAUUACAUAUGGUUUCUCUCUACAUAGUGUUAAAGUAACACUGAAGCAGAGUUAAAGUUAAUGAGAUAAAUAAGUGAUUAAUUAAGUUAUGAUUGAGCAUUAGUGAUGAACACCUGCUGUUAACAAGCAGAAUCUCUGAAGAGAAAUACAAUAACUACAAAUGACUUCCAGCCACAGCCUUAGAUGAAAUCAACUGAAGAUAAAAGACAUUAAAUCUCUGAUUAAACAACUCCACAAACAGCAUAUUAUCUCAUUAACUUUAACUCUGCUUCAGUGUUAUUUUAACUCUAUGUAGAGAGGGACCAUAUGUUCUCUGAGCAGAGCUGAUUUAACUCUGAGGAUUCUGCUGUGUAGACCGGUUGUUUUUUACGUUGUAGUGGAGGAUUAGAUAAGAUUGUAAAAUCAUUUCAGAAUCAAAUUAAUAUUCAGUCAGCUGGACAACAAAUAACAAAACCCCAACGCCCUGACUGUACAUUAUUAAGCAUACAUAGACGUUCAGUAUGUCACCUGAGGGAUUUUAAAUGAACUUUACGUUCCUCGUUUAUGAUUCUGGAUGAUCUGACAACUGAUUAAUUCAUUGUCAAUUCAAGAGCGAUUUCUUUAUUUACUCGGUUGUGCCUGUAAUCCCACUACCAUAUUUUCACCAUUCCAUCUGAAAAAUGCCUCAAAAAUUUCAACCAUAAUCACCCUAUUAAACCAACAUACCAAUCACACGAAGCCAGGUAAUACUACUGCAACCAAAGGAGUGAUGUCAUGUCCUCUUUUAUUGCUUUUUAUGUAAGAUAAGGUAUAUACGAAUGAAUAAAUAAUAACAAAGCCAAAUGUACUUAGUUGGAUGUAGUUGUUUAUCAUUUGUGUUUACAGACUAAUUUCAAAUGGAUUUUUUGUACGAUUCUACUGCCAUCUUUCACUACAAAACUGUCUGUUGGCAUGAUGCUGUAACCGGUCCUUUCUUCUACCUCUCUCCUUCUUUCUGUGAACUUGUCUACUUGUCUUUCUCUCCUCUCUCUUUCCCUUUGUAUGUUAUCUGUCUAUUACUCAAACCCUGUGUUGUCUGGUGGAAGAAUCAUAUUCAGAAAAAGUAAUACUUUGGAUAAGAAACAGUGUCAUGAUAAAAUUUGUUUAACACUGAAAUACAUGGAUUCAACAUGUUCAACAAGCUAUACAGACACAAAUCUAUUCAUGUGGGACUGACUGAGCUAUAAAAGGUGUGAUAUAAGAAGUGCUCUGUGACACGUAUAUCUAUGCAUGCUUUACUGAAGGUUAUAAGAUGGUUCUUCCAAUGUGCUCUUCCUCCAUCGAACUCUCUCUCUUACCCAUCUCUUUUUCCUGCACGAACAAAACACCUACCUGACCUUCAAGAAUAUUGCUAUUUGUUUAUUUUUCCCAAAAAAUAAUGAAGAAACAAAUAAAUGAAGCAAACAAAG
Messenger RNA from Ctenopharyngodon idella (grass carp), 8986 nucleotides. RefSeq names its product family with sequence similarity 131 member Bb (gene fam131bb). The record is from RefSeq and is a predicted model, not a curated record. NCBI's taxonomy places the organism in Eukaryota, Metazoa, Chordata, Actinopteri, Cypriniformes, Xenocyprididae. The transcript is spliced from 10 exons. Bases 267 to 1535 code for a protein of 422 amino acids.